Messenger RNA from Dermacentor andersoni, 984 nucleotides. RefSeq names its product monocarboxylate transporter 9-like. NCBI's taxonomy places the organism in Eukaryota, Metazoa, Arthropoda, Arachnida, Ixodida, Ixodidae. Gene Ontology annotation, molecular function: monocarboxylic acid transmembrane transporter activity. The record is from RefSeq and is a predicted model, not a curated record. Gene Ontology annotation, biological process: transmembrane transport.
AUGGAUCAAACGCAACCGCCACCGGGCCUUCCACAGUCCAUGUCACCGCCGCAACUCGAUGAAAAUCAACCACAGCUAGAUGGACAACAGCCGCAACCAGGUGAAGAGGUCCAGGUGCAGCCGGGUGAACAGGCGCCACCGCCGCCGGGUGAACAACCGCAGCAGCCGAGAGAAGAGCUCGUGCCGGACGGCCGCCACAGCUGGCUGGUGGCGGUCGCAGCGGCGUGCAACGUCUUCUGCUGCUCCCUGCUGCGUCGCGCCAUGCCGGUGAUGUUCCUCGCGGUGGGAGACGCGUUCGCCACCACCUCCAAAGGCGCGGUCGCCUGGAUGAACGCCUUCAUCUACAGCCUGGCAUACACGCUGUCGCCCGUUGUGACCGUUCAGUGCCGGACCAUGCCGCUGAAGGUUCUGUCCAUCGGAGGCGCCCUGUUGGUCGGCGUGGGCCAAAUAGUGUGCUUCGCCCUCGGCAGCCUUGCCCUUCUGGUGCCAGUGAUAGGACUCUGCUGCGGCCUUGGCGCCGCCGUGUCGAUGGUCGUCAACGAGACGGUGGUGCAUCUCCACUUCGAGGCGGAGCGUCGCAAGGCCCUGUCCAUCUACCGGGCGGCCUUCUCGCUGUCGGCCAUCGCGUACCCCUUGGUGCUCGGGCUGCUGGUGAGCGAGUACGGACUGGACGGCGCGUUGCUCGUGACCGGCGCCAUAUCGCUCAACGCCCUGGCCGGCUCCCUCCUCAUGGCCAGGCCUCCGUGGAUGUCUCCGAGCGACCCCGUGCCAUCGAUACACCGGCCAGAGAACGCGGAUGCCCAGCCUGCGGCCGAAUUAGAGCAGGGCAUCAAGGCAGACGCCUCCGAGAAGCAGGAUGCAUCAAAGGUGCUUUGCAUUGCACUCGAGGCGCGCUCGGCCUGUCUCAAUGCUGACCCCGGGUGUGACGGCUCUUGCGUGGCCCAUGUGACCGCGAACCCGCGCUCCGAGUGUCGCGUGAGCUGA